This is a messenger RNA of Acaulospora morrowiae, 325 nucleotides long. NCBI's taxonomy places the organism in Eukaryota, Fungi, Glomeromycota, Glomeromycetes, Diversisporales, Acaulosporaceae. The record is from the annotation of a GenBank genome assembly.
AAAAGAUUGUAGAUCAGGAACUAGAAAAAAUUGGUGCUCAGAAAUUGCUUCUUCCAAUACUGCUAAGCGCCAAUUUGUGGAAAAAAACGGGUCGAUGGGAUGCUUUUGGUACCGAGCUUUUCCAACUCAGAGAUCGCAAAGACUCAGAAUUUUGCCUUGCGCCGACACACGAGGAAGAAAUCACUCAACUCGUUUCAAAUGAAGUAGUGUCAUAUCGACAACUUCCUUUACGUUUAUAUCAAAUAGGAAGAAAGUAUCGUGAUGAAAUGCGACCGCGUCUAGGAUUACUACGGGGACGGGAGUUCAUCAUGAAAGAUUUAUACAC